Messenger RNA from Ictidomys tridecemlineatus (thirteen-lined ground squirrel), 2314 nucleotides. Lineage: Eukaryota; Metazoa; Chordata; Mammalia; Rodentia; Sciuridae. The record is from RefSeq and is a predicted model, not a curated record.
AUCGAAUUGGGAAGUUUAUCCAGUUAACUUCGACCUGGGGUAGACUUGGGUGGAAGAAACCGGGCGGGCAGGAGCACCGCCAGGGACGCGUUUGCUGUCCCGCGGACUCGCACAGCGUUGCCCGCAAUGGCUCUGUGGGCGCCAGGUGAAGCCGAGCUCCAAGACAAGGUGUGCUACCCACUCGAGAGGUUCCAGAGCACCCCCCAACAACUGGCUGCUUACUACCCGCCUUUUUCUGCCUAUGGGCACUACAGGAGUGCCUUGUCUAGCACCGAGGAGGAUUUCCAGCCGCUAGGGCGUCUGGAGGCAGCGGUGUCUGCAUCCCAGGGGCUGACUCCUUUCCCCCUCCCGAUGGCAUCUCCCUUGUUGACCUCGGAUCUGGCUCUACAGAGGGAGCCACUCUAUGAUCUGACUUGGUACAGCAAGAUGUCACUGUGGUACCCAAUUCCUCACCUCCCCAGGGAGGUGCCACACUUUCCGAGUAGCCAAGAGUACUCCAGUGCCAGCAACGAAGAUUUGGUCCCCGUUGGUGGCCCCAGCGACAGUGGCCAGGGUUGUGGACCUGAUACUUCAAUUCCGCCGCUUCCUAAGGAGGCCUCCUUGUUAUCGCAGGGGCAGAAGACCUCCCAGUUAGCAUCUCGGUCCCCCAGCAGGAGAUUUGAGGAUGGUCCCAAACAGCUAGACCCAGAAGGGAAAUCACCUCCUCCUCCUUGUUUCCACUUCACGAAGGAGGACCUACACUUCGUUCUUUAUGGGGUUACUCCCAGCCUGGAACAGCCAGCCCGCUUCCACUAUGCGAUUUCCGACUUACUCAUCCCCGCAGACAGUUCUGGGUCUGAUCAUAUUCCUCAAGUUCUGGAUAAAGACUCCAUUCAGCUUCCAGAAGGUCUCUGCAUCAUGCAGAUGAUGUUUGGUGAAAUUCCACAUUUUGGUGUGUUCUGCAGUAGCUUUAUUGCCAAAGGAAUCAGGUUUGGGCCCUUUGAAGGUAAAGUGGUCAAUGCCAGUGAACUCAAGACCCACGGAGACAAUUCUCGGAUGUGGGAGGUCUUUGAAGGUGGUAAUUUGAGCCACUUUAUAGAUGGAAAAGGUACAGGGAAUUGGAUGACCUAUGUCAACUGUGCCCGAUUUCCGAAGGAGCAGAACCUGGUUGUCAUACAGUGUCAAGGGCAGAUAUUUUAUGAGAGCUGCAAGGAGAUCUACCAGAACCAAGAGCUCCUUGUGUGGUAUGGAGACUGCUAUGAGAAAUUUCUGGAUAUUCCUGUGAGCCUUCAGGUCACUGAGCAGAGCAAGUCGCUAUCUAAUCCUUCUGAAGAUUCUUGCAUAUGUUCUACAUGUGGGAAAUGUUUCUCUCAGUCCUCCAGCUUGAACAAGCACAUGCGAGUUCACUCUGGAGACAGACCGUACCAGUGUGUGUAUUGUACAAAGAAGUUCACUGCCUCCAGCAUACUCCGCACACACAUUAGGCAGCAUUCUGGGGAGAAGCCCUUCAAGUGCAAGUACUGUGGGAAAUCCUUCGCUUCCCAUGCUGCCCAUGACAGCCAUGUCCGGCGCUCUCACAAGGAAGAUGACGGUGGCUCCUGCCUCAUUUGUGGGAGAACCUUCCCAGAUUCAGAUGCUCUUUAUUGCCACAUGCAGUUUCAUGAAAACCUCUCGCCAUCCAAGUGGAGCAGUGUGAGAGUGGAGCACUGAGAACCAAGGACUUGGAUGCCCUCCUUCUGGUUCUUGUUAGGGGUGUGUCAUAGGAACAACUGGUCAUCCUAUUGAACUGGCCUAUCUGCUGAACUUACCAGAAUAUUGACGGUGGCUUUUGCCGAAAGGACUUUUCACAAUUGUUCAUGAGACUAGAAUGCUGAUCAGCUUACCUACAAAUAGUGGGAGCUGCAGGGUGACAGUGCCUGGGAGCCUGAAGAUCCAACACAAGCUCCCAGAGUGUCUCUUCAAGUCCCCGCAGCUCAAGGAUGACAGACCGAUUCCUAGGUUUCGUAAUGGAAGAAAAGGAGAUCUUCUCUCUGCUGUUUGCUGUGGGUUCUUGAUUGUACCGUCUGUGGCUGUCAACUGUUGAAUUUCUUCACACAACAAAUUUUCCUAAUAUUCACCCAAGCCAGAACUUCUUCAGAGGUGAAUUAGUCUUUGAUAUUUAUUUAGAUUCAUUUUAAACCUUUUUGUUGUUCCUACCCCUCCCCCACCACAUGAUAAAUGUAUGUUUAGCACCAAACAGAAUUAGAGGGCACAGCCAUUACCAGUUGCAGAAGAAAAAUCAUAGCCAAAUGAAGAAAGUCUAAAAAAAUAAACAUUUUUGUUGCUCUGGCUUUAA